GGAGCCGCGCACCGGUGCCCCAGGAGGGCAGCGCCCGGCAGCGGCCAGAUCCCACCAGCCAGCCCUGCCCUGCCCCGCCCGGCCGCCGCACCCGCGAGCCGGGCUCUGCCCGGCUCUCUGCACACGGAGGAGGCCCGCCCUCCGCGCCCGGACGCGCAGAGGGUGUGCGUGGAGCCAGGGGUGUGGCGGAGAGUCCCAGGACCAACAGCGCAGAGUCUGCAACUGCCAGAGGGAAGGAAACACAUUUCUCCUUCACGUCAGGGAACAACGAGGAGGCCUUUUCUUUUCUGGCCAUGUCUUCUGUAGGAACUGCUGAGCCAGAUGGAGACCAGAGGGACCGGCAUGUCAGCAAGCUCAUUUUCUUCCUCUUUGUGUUCGGUGCAGCUCUGUUGUGUGUUGGGGUCCUGCUCUCCAUCUUUGGGUACCAGGCAUGCCAAUAUAAGUCUCUCUCACACUGCAGCAUGGUGCUGAAGAUUGCUGGGCCUUCGUGUGCAGUGGUGGGUCUGGGGGUUGUGAUUCUGGCCCGGUCCCGGGCACGCCUGCAUCUGCGGGAGCGACAGCGGCAAGGCCUUCAGGACCCUGACCAAUCCUUCUUCUGUGGAGAGAGCCGCCAGUUUGCCCAGUGUCUCAUCUUUGGGUUCUUGUUUCUGACCAGUGGCAUGCUCAUCAGCAUACUGGGCAUUUGGGUGCCAGGAUGUGACUCAGACUGGGCACAGGAACCACUGAAUGAGACAAACACUGGAGAAGGAGAACCCCAGAUCUGUGGCUUCCUUUCUCUUCAGAUCAUGGGGCCCUUGGUUGUGCUUGUGGGACUGUGUUUCUUUGUGGUGGCCCAUGUUAAGAAGAAAAACAACUUGAGUUCAAGCCGAGAUACCUCUGAGAGCGAAGGUGGACAUGCCCACAGCACGGAACCUGUCCACAUCACUGUAGGUGACUCAGUGAUAAUCUUCCCGCCCCCUCCACCGCCUUACUUUCCCGAGUCUUCAGCAGUGGCUCCACCUCCCGGGGCUAACAGCCAGCACCAGAUUGAAAACCCACCUUCCUAUUCCAGUCUUUUUAACUACGGGACCCCAACUUCUGAGAACCAGGGAGCAGCCUCUGAGAGAGAACGGGAGCUCAUAUACACCAUCUCUGGGCAGGGUUCAUCCUCAGAGAGAUCACACACUGGACAUCUUCCAUUGGACCUGCCCCCUAGAUAUGAAGAAAAAGAAACUGCCCCAGCCACACCCUUGGGUGCCCCUUCUGAGCCGUCCCCGCCGUGAGCUAUGGACUCUAGCACAGUUUUAUAUAUAUAUCAAGGAUUGCUAUUUUAUUUAAUUUGUUUUUUAAUAAAACAUACAAUACCA
This is a messenger RNA of Mus pahari (shrew mouse), 1346 nucleotides long. RefSeq names its product transmembrane protein 171 (gene Tmem171). Bases 294 to 1262 code for a protein of 322 amino acids. NCBI's taxonomy places the organism in Eukaryota, Metazoa, Chordata, Mammalia, Rodentia, Muridae. The record is from RefSeq and is a predicted model, not a curated record. The transcript is spliced from 4 exons.